CGAUAAAUUAAUUAUCUAUAAAUGGGUCCUAAUAUCAUUCCAUAGUGUAUCGACCACCGCUGAACUUUACUUUGCGCUGCAAUGGCGGGCAAAACGAAGUAAUUAUUUUAAAUUUUUGUUUGUGUGUCAAUUGUGAUAAACCAUGUCAAAAGCGGCAACUUCGGGUAUUUUAUCUGCCGUGGUCGUAAUCGCUUGGACCGGCGUUUAUUUUUCGAAACAUCAGUAUCCAGCCACCACGCUAACGAUCGUCGAAGAACUAAAUGACGACUACAACGAUUGGAAUAUUUCGCUUUAUUCGGCGGAGGAUGGAAACGAUACAACCCUGGAACGAAGGGACAGAGUGCGAGAGAUGAUGAAACACGCAUGGGACAAUUACGUCAAGUACGCAUGGGGCAAGAAUGAACUUCGACCAAUUACAAAGCGCGCUCACAGUGCCAGCAUUUUUGGUACCAUGCCCGUUGGAGCAACGAUUUUGGACGGUUUGGAUACUUUGUAUAUAAUGGGUCUACAGGAUGAAUUCAAAAAAGGAAGAGACUGGGUUGCUAACGAACUUAACAUUGAUAGUUUGGCCUCAGAUGUUUCCGUCUUCGAGGUCAAUAUUAGAUUUGUUGGCGGAUUACUCUCAUGUUACGCGUUAACCGGCGACGUCUUAUUCAGAGACAAAGCGCAAGAAAUCGCCGAUAAGCUGCUACCUGCAUUCCAGACUCCUACGGGGAUCCCUAACGCUCUAGUCAACUUUAGGACGGGAAGUAGCAAAAAUUAUGGUUGGGCGAGUGGAGGGUCUAGUAUUUUAUCUGAAUUCGGCACGCUUCAUCUCGAAUUCGCAUACCUCAGUGACGUAACGGGAAAUCCGAUAUAUCGCAGCAAAGUUGAUCACAUCAGGCAGCACAUCAGAAGCAUGGAAAAACCGAAAGGCUUGUAUCCGAAUUAUUUAAAUCCGAAAACGGGAAAAUGGGGACAACACCACAUCUCAAUGGGCGCUUUGGGCGAUAGUUUCUACGAGUACCUCUUAAAGGCGUGGAUGCAAUCUAAUAAGGAGGACAACGAAGCACGUCAAAUGUUUGACGAUGCCAUGCAAGCUGUCAUGCAACAUAUGCUCCAUACCUCUUCAAGUGGGCUCACGUACUUCGCCGAACUUAAGUUCGACAGACCCGAGCACAAAAUGGACCAUCUUGGUUGUUUUUCUGGCGGCCUUUUAGCGCUAGCUUCCAAAAGUUUAAAGAACGAAAUGUCAGAUAAAUACAUGGAUAUUGCCGAUAAAAUUACAAACACGUGCCAUGAAUCUUACGCGAGAUCUCAGACGAAAUUAGGACCCGAGUCUUUUAGGUUCACUGGAGGAGUGGAAGCUCGAGCGCUAAAAAGUUCAGAAAAAUAUUAUAUUUUAAGGCCGGAAGUUAUAGAAUCUUAUUUUUACAUGUAUAGGUUAACCAAGGAUCAAAAGUAUCGGGAUUGGGGUUGGCAAGCAGUAGAGGCUUUAGAAAAACAUUGCAGAGUACCGGGUGGAUACACGGGCUUGAAAAACGUUGACACGGAUGAACCUUUACAAGAUGAUGUUCAGCAAAGUUUCUUUUUAGCAGAAACGUUGAAGUAUCUGUACUUAUUAUACUCUGAUGAUACGCUAAUUUCACUGGAUCAAUGGGUAUUCAACACCGAAGCACAUCCGCUCCCGAUCAAAGGUGUGAAUCCGUACUACAGAGAGGCAUCAGUGUAGAAUUGAUAAAAUAGUACACUUAGUGUUUACCCAGACUGAUAGCAGAUACUUCCAUUAGAAAAUUAUUUAUUAAUAUAUUAAUAUAUUAAAUGAGAGACCAAGAUAAUAUUACAGUGUACGUUAAUUUUGUGUUAAAUAAAAGUGUGCUGUGAUUUGUGACAUCAGUACAUAGGUUUGUACAUAAUUAGGUAGAUAUUAUAAUUCAUAUUGAGUCAAUUUAACAAUCGUCGCUGCUGGAACCUUUAAUUCGUACUUCGUACACGCCGAGUGAUAGUGAGAUAUAUACUACAAUCUGUUAUAUUAACUGUUGCCAAAUCAAAAGUCUCUUCUAACAAGCAGUGACAAGAAUGCUGUAUAAAUAUUUGUACAUUUUAUAAAUAGUUUUAAUUAGAAGUGUAUCGUAGCAGUUCCUAGACGAGGAAACAACUUUCUUAAAUACUCGACUUAAUUCUUUUGUAAUUAUUUUGUUACAUUCGUCAUUGUUACUGUGUGUAUUGUUAAUACAAAACUAAUUUCAUCUAAUGGUAAAUUAUAAGCGAAAAAGACUGUAACUUUUUGAAUUGAUCUGAUAAAGAUCAACAUGUAAAUAGAAAGAGUUAAUAGAGAAUGUAAUUUUUAUGUUAUUUUAAUAUAUUCAAUGUUAGCAUCUACUGUCUUCUUCUGUAUCGAUCGAUCUGCAUUAAACACUACUGUAUUGUG
Messenger RNA from Photinus pyralis (common eastern firefly), 2410 nucleotides. Its product is annotated as mannosyl-oligosaccharide alpha-1,2-mannosidase IA-like. Gene Ontology annotation, biological process: N-glycan processing; carbohydrate metabolic process. Gene Ontology annotation, molecular function: calcium ion binding; mannosyl-oligosaccharide 1,2-alpha-mannosidase activity. Gene Ontology annotation, cellular component: endoplasmic reticulum; Golgi membrane. The record is from RefSeq and is a predicted model, not a curated record. NCBI's taxonomy places the organism in Eukaryota, Metazoa, Arthropoda, Insecta, Coleoptera, Lampyridae. The coding region runs from base 143 to 1711 and encodes 522 amino acids. The transcript has 8 exons.